This is a messenger RNA of Arabidopsis lyrata subsp. lyrata, 1828 nucleotides long. Its product is annotated as TP53-regulating kinase. The record is from RefSeq and is a predicted model, not a curated record. Gene Ontology annotation, cellular component: nucleus; EKC/KEOPS complex; cytosol. Lineage: Eukaryota; Viridiplantae; Streptophyta; Magnoliopsida; Brassicales; Brassicaceae. Gene Ontology annotation, biological process: protein phosphorylation. The transcript has 7 exons. The coding region runs from base 771 to 1451 and encodes 226 amino acids. Gene Ontology annotation, molecular function: ATP binding; protein serine/threonine kinase activity.
AAGAACCAUUUCAACCGGAUUUGUACCUUCAAUACCAGAGGAUAGACUUGUUCAACAGGUGUUCCAGGCUUUAGAGCCACACCUGGCCUCAUCCCAACAGACUUAAUAUUUUCCACAAGUUCUUGCCAAUUCUCUGAAAAUAAGCAAAACACAAGUCAAGACCGAGCAUUAGGAUGAGACAAAAUUGGAGGAUGGUGUAGGGGAAAGAGCUAUCUAUAUAUACCUUUGGCCACCUCAACGUGCAAUGUGAAACCAGACGCCCCAGCUUUAGCCAUUUGAUCCACGUAAAUUAUAUACCAUUUGAGCUAUCUAUAUAUCCAGUUUGGGUAAAUUAUCCAAAGUCCAAACCAAGCCAAACCGACCCGAACCGAUCCUAAAUCUGUUUUUUUUUUCCGAUUCAAAUUCGGAUAAAACCAAAGAACCGGAUCGGUUCAUGUUCUUAUAGUUUCGGUUCUCAGUUACGGUAUGCACCUAGUUAACCAGAAUCAAAUUGAAAUUAAAAACCCUAGUUCCGACCUCGACUUGAUUUGUAACUGUCGUUCACGAGCGAGUCGUCGACGACAAACGCAUGCGAACGCUCUCUUCUUCUUCUUCUUCUUCUCCUUCUUAUUCAAUCUCUUUUUCAUCGAUUGUGAGAAGCGAUAAGAAAGGGUUCGAUUGCUCUCUAUAUAUCUUUCAUCUUUCUCAUUUUUACACUCUAAGCUCGAAGAAAUCUGGGUUGAAGUGUGUUCGUGUUCGUGUGUUCUCUUAAGAAUCCUGAGUAAUUUAGGAUGGAUUGUGAGGAAAACGUUGGGAAUGAAUCGCUCGUUCUGAUAAAGCAAGGAGCAGAAGCUAGGGUGUUUGAGUCUACAUUUGCCGGAAGAAGAUCCAUUGUGAAAGAACGAUUCUCGAAGAAAUAUAGACACCCGAUUUUGGAUGCGAAACUCACACUCAAACGCUUGAAUGCGGAGGCUAGGUGUAUGACAAAGGCAAGAAAGCUCGGGGUUUGUACUCCAAUCCUCUAUGCUGUGGAUACUCUGCUUCACUCUUUAACACUUGAGUACAUUGAGGGCGUCUCUGUUAAAGACAUUUUCCUUGACUUUGGGGCCAAUGGGAUUAUUGAGGAACGGUUAGAUGAUGUUGCUGCUCAGAUUGGGGCUGCAAUUGCUAAGCUCCAUGAUGGUGGCCUGGCUCACGGUGAUUUGACUACAUCAAAUAUGUUAGUCAGAAGUGGAACAAAUCAGCUGGUACUAAUCGAUUUUGGCUUGAGUGUCACAUCGACCUUGCCUGAAGACAAAGCUGUUGAUUUAUAUGUGCUUGAAAGAGCCUUACUCUCAAUGCAUUCUUCAUGCGGGAAUGUGAUGGAUCGUAUAUUGACAGCGUAUAGGAAGUCCUCGAAGCAAUGGUCAGCCACGUUUAACAAGCUCGCGCAAGUGAGGCAACGAGGUAGAAAACGGACUAUGAUUGGAUGAGUCAAGAUCUCCAGUGAUCCUGUCUUUAAACUUGACUACAAAGCCACCCAAAAUUUUUCCUAUAUGAUUGAAUAGCGGUGGGAAAACUCAUGCCUUGAAUGUUUAAAUACAUGUACACUACUCUGUUUUAUUGUUCGAUAGCGGUCUAGUUUGUUGAUCAGUAUGAAGCUGUCGAUGCUAAAGUUUCAGUGGGCGUUCGUUGGCUUUUACGGUCGGAGGAUGAGGUUUGAUAAAAUGGACAUAAGACAAUAUUAUUUGAUGUGCGAUCCAUUUUUUAGUUAUACGUAAACACAAUGCCGAAAGAGAUUAAACCAGUAACAAUCUUUUUCUUUAACCUUAUUCUAUUCGAUUUUAUUGUAAAAUACGAGUUUACUUUC